This is a messenger RNA of Bursaphelenchus xylophilus (pine wood nematode), 231 nucleotides long. The record is from the annotation of a GenBank genome assembly. NCBI's taxonomy places the organism in Eukaryota, Metazoa, Nematoda, Chromadorea, Rhabditida, Aphelenchoididae.
AUGGCGGACAAUUUGGAGGAUUUCUUCCGGGAGAAUGUUGGUAUCGUCCUUCCAAAGUCCGUCUGGAUGGUUUUCAUCUGCAUUCCGGUGCUGGGCUUCUGUUCCAUUCGAAAGCUCUCGAAAUUGGGGCCAUUCGCAACCGCAGCCAACGUGAUUUACUUGGGCGCAGUGGCGAUUGUGGUAUAUUUCUUCUCCAGCAACCUGAAAUCGACGGAUGAGCUGACGACAUGA